This is a messenger RNA of Drosophila erecta, 7478 nucleotides long. Its product is annotated as glutamate synthase [NADH], amyloplastic. NCBI's taxonomy places the organism in Eukaryota, Metazoa, Arthropoda, Insecta, Diptera, Drosophilidae. Gene Ontology annotation, molecular function: iron ion binding; FMN binding; glutamate synthase (NADH) activity. The record is from RefSeq and is a predicted model, not a curated record. The transcript is spliced from 15 exons. Bases 385 to 6729 code for a protein of 2114 amino acids. Gene Ontology annotation, biological process: ammonia assimilation cycle.
GGGGAUAGUUGCGAUUUUCGUCCUAUUCUUCCAUUCUCAUUCGGUCUUUUGAAAAAUACGCACGUAUUCUGAACACGCGGAAUAACCAGAAAAUAUUUUAAAGCCAAAUCGAAGUGGAAGUGCUAAAAGCAAGUGGAAAAGUGAAAAACUCCAAAGUUCUUGGUUUUGUGUGAGCGCGCAAAAUACGGAAUGCAGUGAAUCGGUUUAUCAGAAAAGUUGAAACCAUAUAUAAACUGAACAAACUGUGCUAAUUUAACCAGGAAUAACUGUUAACUUAAACGGUGUGAACACGCUACUUUAACGCAGUACAGAUCCAAUUCAAAUCGAGUGAAACCAAAUUAGAUCCCGAGAGAUUUUCAGCAAGUGCAACGGUAACAACGUAUAAUGGCACCAACAAUCACUGACAAUUGCGAAUUUGAAUGUGCAACUGUUGAAGCAACAACAACAUCAGCGAUUACCAUCGGUGAUUCCGAUAAUUUCGAUAGUUCGGCCAUCGGCGGCAGCAGCGAUAACUUCGAAGGAUCGAAUGAACUGCAUUUGAACGGGCAGCAGGAUCAGGAUGCUCAGGAGGAGCAGCAGCAGCAAAUGCCGUGGGAGGCACCUGGAAAACAGGGACUCUACGAUCCCCAGAACGAGCACGAGGCCUGUGGAGUCGGUUUCAUCGUGGCCAUCGAUGGCAAACGCUCUCACAAGAUUCUACGUGAUGCCCAGACCCUCUCAGAACGGAUGAAUCACCGCGGCGCCUGCGCCUGUGACAAUGACACUGGCGAUGGCGCUGGCGUCUUGGCUUCCAUUCCUCACGGACUCUACUUCAAGGCUCUUGCCAAGCAAGGUGUAACCUUGCCGGAGUUGGGGGACUAUGCCACGGGCAUUUUCUACCUGGAUGAGGCCCAGCAUGCAGCUGCCGAGAAGGAGUUUGAUGAUCUGGCCAAGAGUCUUGGACUGGAGGUGAUUGCCUGGCGCACUGUGCCGUCCAAUCAGUCGGCCAUUGGCGUGGUGGCCCGCAAGUCGGAGCCCUUGUCCCGUCAGGUGUUUGUCCGCCGUCCAGCCGGAAGCGACGAAAAGGCCUUCGAGCGGCAGGUUUUCGUCCUUAGGAAGAGGGCCAGCCAUGAGCUGAUCAAGCCGGGACGACGAUUCUACAUCUGCUCCCUGUCCGACCGCACAGUGGUCUACAAGGGUCUCUUUACUUCCGACCAGUUGUGGGACUACUACACGGACCUGAAGGAUCCAGAGUUCGAAACCUACUUGGCAUUGGUGCACACUCGCUUCUCCACCAACACCUUCCCCAGUUGGGAAAGGGCUCAUCCUCUGCGAGUUCUGGCCCACAACGGUGAGAUCAACACUCUCCGAGGCAAUGUUAACCUCAUGAAGGCCCGCGAGGGUGUCAUGCAGUCGGAUCUUUUUGGGGAUCAGCUGAAGAAACUGUACCCAGUGGUGGAGCCGAAUCUCUCGGACUCCGGCAGCUUCGAUUGCGUGCUGGAGUUCCUCACCAUGGCCAGCGAUAGGUCGCUGCCGGAAUCGGUGAUGACCAUGGUGCCGGAGGCAUGGCAGAAUGACAAGACUAUGCCGCAGGAGAAGCGUGACUUCUAUCAGUGGGCCGCCUGUGUCAUGGAACCCUGGGACGGUCCGGCUCUUAUUAGUUUCACCGACGGUCGCUACAUUGGCGCCGUUUUGGAUCGUAACGGACUGCGUCCAUCGCGCUUCUACGUGACCAAGGAGAACGUGCUGGUCAUGGCUUCUGAGGUGGGUGUGUACGAUGUGGAUCCAUCGCAGGUGACCCUGAAGAGCCGCUUGAAGCCUGGCAGGAUGUUGCUGGUGGACACCAAAGAGAAGAAGCUCAUCCAGGACAUCGAGCUGAAGGCCAAGAUUGCCAAGUCUCGUCCUCAUUCCGAGUGGCUGCAGCAGAAGAUUACCCUGGAUGAGAUUCGCAACGCCAACGUCUUGAAUACUCCUCCUGUUGAUGAGCUGGCCAAGUUGCCCGCCUCCCAGAGGGGCAUCUUCGAUCCGAGGCUCUCUCUUUUCGGUUAUACCACGGAAACGGUCAAUAUGCUGCUCAUUCCCAUGUUCAAGAACAAGAAGGAAGCCCUUGGCUCCAUGGGUAAUGAUGCCCCGCUGGCAUGCCUGUCCAACUUCCAGCCCAUACCCUAUGAGUACUUCAAGCAGCUCUUCGCCCAAGUUACCAAUCCGCCCAUCGAUCCAUUCCGCGAGAAGGUGGUCAUGUCGAUGCAGUGUCCUCUCGGUCCGGAGGCGAAUCUGCUGCAGCCGUCGGCUCAGCAGGUGCAUCGUAUUUGGCUCACCAAUCCCAUACUGAGCAUUCCAGAUACCCAGCUGCUCAAGCGGAAUACGCACCGCGGCUGGCGGACCAAGGUCCUGGACAUCACAUUCCAGUGUAGCGAAGGCGUUCAGGGGUAUAUCGACGCCAUCGACCGUGUCUGCCGCGAGGGAUACGCAGCAGCUCAAGCUGGUUACCAGUUGUUGGUGAUCUCCGAUCGUGGAGCGGGAAUCGAUGGUAAGGUGGCAGUUUCAGCCCUUUUGGCCCUCGGAGCCUUGCAUCAUCAUCUGAUUGAGACCCUGCAGCGCAUGAAGGUGGGCAUUGUGGUGGAAACUGCUGAGGCCCGGGAAGUUCAUCAUAUUUGUGUACUCCUUGGCUACGGAGCGGAUGCCAUUUGUCCAUAUCUGGCAUUCGAAUUGGCACAGGCUCUGCGGGAUGACGGAGUAAUUGGGCCGGAGGUCAGCGACAAGCAGAUCUAUGCCGCUUAUGCCCAAGCUAUUGAUACGGGAAUUGCAAAAGUAAUGGCCAAAAUGGGCAUCAGCACUUUGCAAUCCUACAAGAGCGCCCAGAUCUUUGAGGCUGUGGGAUUGGGCACCGACCUGGUGGCCAAGUGCUUCCGUGGCACCCAAAGUCGCAUCGGUGGAGUCACCCUGGAGAUUCUGGCUAAGGAGGGCCUUCAACGCUAUCAACUAACCUAUGGCAAGGCAACGCCGGACACACGCAUCCUGCGAAAUCCUGGCCAGUACCACUGGCGUCACGGUGGAGAGGCUCACAUUAAUGAGCCAUCCUCCAUUGGCAGCCUACAGGAAGCGGCCGUGAAUAAGAAUCUGAAUGCAUUUGAAGCCUUUAAGAAAUCCACUCUGGAUAGUGUGAAGAAGUGUGCUCUUCGAGGACAGCUGGAGUUUGUUACAGAUCGGCAAAGUAUAGAUAUCUCCGAGGUGGAGCCUGCCAGCGAGAUUGUCAAGCGCUUUGCCACGGGGGCCAUGAGCUUUGGUAGCAUCUCCCUGGAGGCUCAUCAAACACUUUCGAUCACCAUGAAUCGCAUUGGUGGCAAGAGCAACACUGGUGAAGGUGGCGAGGACUCAGAUCGUUACUUAAACCAAGAUCCAAACAACAGCCGUCGAUCAGCCAUCAAGCAGGUGGCUUCGGGUCGUUUUGGCGUAACCGCAUCCUACCUGGCUAAUGCUGAUGAUCUGCAGAUCAAAAUGGCUCAGGGAGCCAAGCCGGGUGAGGGUGGCGAGCUACCGGGCUACAAGGUGACCAAGGAUAUUGCCAAGACCCGAAAGUCCGUACCCGGAGUGGGCUUGAUCUCGCCUCCUCCGCAUCACGAUAUCUACUCCAUCGAAGAUCUGGCUGAGCUGAUCUAUGAUCUUAAAUGCUCCAAUCCGAAUGCACGCAUUAGUGUGAAGUUGGUGUCCGAAGUGGGCGUUGGUGUCGUCGCUUCCGGGGUUGCCAAGGGCAAAGCCGAGCACAUUGUAAUUUCUGGACAUGAUGGUGGUACCGGAGCUAGCUCCUGGACAGGCAUUAAAAAUGCUGGAUUACCCUGGGAACUGGGUGUGGCCGAGACGCAUCAGGUGCUGGUGCUAAAUAAUCUACGAUCACGUGUGAUUGUCCAGGCUGAUGGACAGCUCCGCACAGGAUUCGAUGUGGUGGUGGCUGCCUUGCUGGGUGCUGAUGAGUUUGGUUUCAGUACCGCUCCAUUGAUCGUCAUGGGCUGCACCAUGAUGCGCAAGUGUCACUUGAACACCUGUCCCGUGGGCAUUGCCACUCAGGACCCGGAGCUGCGCAAGAAGUUCACGGGCAAACCAGAGCAUGUUAUUAACUUCUUCUUCAUGCUGGCCGAAGAUAUUCGCAAAAUUAUGGCUGGACUGGGCAUUCGAAAGUUCCAGGACCUGAUUGGCCGCACCGAUCUAUUGCGCAUGGCCAGUCAACGCGAUGCCAAGGCUAGUAACCUGGACCUCAAGUUGCUCCUGCAGCCAGCUUUGGAAAUGCGUCCUGGCACGAACAUCGUUGGAGGUUCCGUAAGGCAGGACUUCCAGCUGGAGAAGCGUUCCGACAACGAACUAAUUGCCAAGGCUCAGCAAAUAUUCAGUGGAGCAGACGAUAAUGUAACCGUCAAGAUGCGCAUCCAUAAUGAGGAGCGAGCCUUUGGUUCUACUCUGAGCUACCAUAUUGCCUGCAAAUAUGGAGAGGCUGGCUUGCCCGCUGGCAAGAGCAUCGAUAUCUUCCUAGAGGGAUCCGCCGGUCAGAGUUUCUGCGCUUUCCUGGCGCGUGGUGUUAAUGUGACAUUGAAGGGUGAUGCCAACGACUAUGUGGGCAAGGGUCUAUGCGGCGGCAAUGUUGUCAUCACUCCACAGGAUACGGUUCCCUUCGAAUCACAUCUGAAUGUGAUCGUGGGCAACGUUUGCUUGUAUGGAGCCACCGAGGGAACCGCUUAUUUCCGCGGUAUUGCUUCCGAGCGCUUCUGCGUACGCAAUUCGGGUGUAACAGCCGUGGUGGAAGGUGUGGGCGAUCACGGAUGUGAAUACAUGACCGGUGGUGUGGUGGUUAUCCUCGGCCUCACGGGAAGAAACUUCGCCGCUGGCAUGUCCGGUGGUAUUGCCUAUGUGUACGAUUUAGAUGGAUCGUUUAAGCCCAAGGUGAAUCCGGAAAGUGUGGAACUCCUGCCGUUGGAAAAUGAGAAGGAUGUGUUGCUGGUCAAGGAACUCCUGGCUGAUUUCAUUGAUAAGACAGGCUCGAAGGUGGCCAAGGAGUUGCUGGAUAACUGGGCCGAAGCACAGGGCAAGUUCGUCAAGGUCUUCCCGUAUGAAUACCAAAAGGCUCUUAAGGACAUGGCCGAACAGGAGGCAGUGGAGCAGCCACUGAAGUCCGCCAUCGAGAAUGGUAAUGGAAAGCAUGAACCGCACAUCAAGGACAUCGAGGAGGCCAUUCAGGAUGUGGCGCUCGAGCAGAAGCGUGCCGACCGCGUGCUAGAUAAGACACGUGGCUUUGUCAAGUACAAGAGGGAAUCCGCUCCCUACCGAGAUGCUGGAGAGCGACAGAAGGAUUGGGAUGAAGUCUACAACUUCCCACAUGUGCGCAAGAACCUCAAGGUUCAAGCAGCUCGCUGCAUGGAAUGCGGUGUGCCCUUCUGUCAGUCCAACUCCACAGGCUGCCCACUCGGUAACAUCAUUCCCAAGUGGAACGACCUCGUUUUCCACGGCGAGUGGCAGGAGGCUCUGCGUCAACUGCUGCAGACCAACAACUUCCCAGAGUUCACUGGUCGAGUUUGCCCCGCUCCCUGCGAGGGAUCCUGCGUUCUGGGCAUCUCCGAACCAGCUGUAACGAUCAAGAACAUCGAAUGCGCCAUCAUCGAUCAUGCCUUCGAGCAGGGCUGGAUUAAGCCAGAGAUCCCAGAAGUGCGCACUGGCAAACGGGUGGCGAUUGUGGGAUCAGGACCUUCCGGUUUGGCUGCCUCACAGCAGCUGAACCGCGCCGGUCACUUUGUCACCGUCUUUGAGCGCAACGAUCGCGUUGGUGGACUUUUGCAGUAUGGUAUUCCCACGAUGAAGCUUUCUAAGGAGGUGGUCAAGCGGCGGGUAGAUCUCAUGGCUGACGAGGGUAUCGAGUUCCGCACCAAUGUCCAUGUGGGCAAGGACCUCAAGGCCGAGCAACUACUGCAGGAGUACGAUGCCGUCCUCUUGACCACUGGCUCCACUUGGCCUCGUGACUUGCCGCUAGCCAACCGUGACCUGAAGGGCAUUCACUUUGCCAUGGAGUUCCUGGAGGCGCAGCAGAAGAAGCAGCUGGGCGGCAAGAAUGACAUAAUCUCUGCCGCUGGCAAGAAUGUGAUCAUCAUCGGCGGUGGCGAUACCGGAUGCGAUUGCAUUGCCACGUCGUUGCGUCAAGGCGCUAAGAGCAUCACUACAUUCGAGAUCCUUCCGGAACCUCCACAGAAGCGUGCUGAGGACAACCCCUGGCCCCAGUGGCCGAAGGUCUUCCGCGUGGACUACGGACACGAGGAGGUGAAGCUCAAGUGGGGCAAGGAUCCGCGUCAGUACUGCACCACCACCAAGGAGUUUGUGGGUGAGAAUGGGGCCAUUAAGGGCGUGAACACCGUCGAGGUGGAGUGGACCAAGACGGAAACGGGCCAGUGGCGCAUGCAGGAGGUGGCCGGAUCGGAGAAGUACUUCCCCGCAGACCUUAUCCUCCUGGCCAUGGGCUUCCUGGGGCCGGAGAAGACGGUGCCGAGCGAACUGGGCCUGGAGCUAGACCCGCGCGGCAACAUCAAGGCAUCCAGCGGACAGUAUGGUACCUCUAACUCCAAGGUCUUUGCGGCAGGAGAUUGCCGGCGAGGCCAGUCGCUGGUCGUCUGGGCCAUUACCGAGGGUCGUCAGGCCGCACGCCAAGUGGAUUCCUAUCUGACCGGCCGUCCAAGCGGGCUUCCAGGACCUGGUGGCGUCAUCGGGACAUCGUAAGGAGGAUCUGCAGAGGCAGCCAGAGCAGCUAAUAUCAAGUUUUGUGUGCGUGCAUCGUCCUUAGCCUAUAGAGCGAAAUUCUUUACCGAUUUGUGAUUUUUAUUUUCGCGACUUUAGUUUAAACUAAACUAAACACUAAAAAGACUUGAGUUUUUUACACACCAAACCAAAACGAAACACGGUUCAUUUAGUUUUAUUUUCAUCGCAAAGCUGGCUGGGAAUUGUUAGUGGUUCGUCGAGAUGCCCUCCAUGGGUGAUGAUAUGCUGCGGCAGGAGUCAAUUAAGAGUGCAAACUGAAAUGCUGAUUGAAGCCAAUCGAAUACUUAUAUAUCUUAAAGGAAAUCGAAUAUCCAACAAAAAAUCUAAGGACAAUAACUAGAAACUUACCGUUAUCGUUAAACAAAAAAUUAAUUGAACAUUAAAUAUUUAGAAAUGCAUUUUUUCAAUGUUGUUUAACUUGUGUUGCCUGUUCUACGCAAAAGAAAUAUAUGAAAUGAAAAUUGAUAUGCUGAUCUCCACCCUCCUAUAUACAAUCCAUAAAUCGUAUAUGCAGAAAGAAAUAUUAAACAGAGAUAGAGUAUUAAACUCGGCCAAUAUCCAGACGCAUUUUUUUAGAUGUUGUUUGUGUGUUUUGAACUGCAUUCGAUCGUUGACCGCAAAAGUACCUAAGUGGCUAUUGUUAAAACAAAUGUGCUCUUUGGCAGCUAUAUGUAUGAAUACAGAGAAAUACACAAUUUAUACAAAACAUA